Salvia miltiorrhiza (redroot sage) is the source of this 788-nucleotide messenger RNA. RefSeq lists its product as uncharacterized. The transcript is spliced from 2 exons. The record is from RefSeq and is a predicted model, not a curated record. The coding region runs from base 78 to 710 and encodes 210 amino acids. NCBI's taxonomy places the organism in Eukaryota, Viridiplantae, Streptophyta, Magnoliopsida, Lamiales, Lamiaceae.
CUUGUAUAUAUAUAGUCGCACACUCACACUUUAAAGUAUAGCAAAUUAUAUAAUUACAUCGACUGCAGCAACACAAAAUGAUGAACAACAAACAACCUACCAUCGUACGAUCGGAAUUGCUGGAGAAGAAUGCCGAUGCCGCCCCCGCCCCCGUGGCCGACAACGGGAAGAACACGAGCAUCCACGUGACGGCCCUGGACGGCAUAGUGAGCGUUAACUCCCUCUUCACGAUGUCGUUAUUCAUCGGGUUUUCCAUGACCGUCCCGGAAAACGCCACCACCGUGUCGAACCCAGCGUGCACCACCAGCUCGGAGACGGUGAGGCGGCUGAUCGUGUUCGAAGUGGUGUCGUUCAGCUUCUUCCUCUUCUCAUCCCUCGUGGCUCAGAGCUUGAAGCUUCAGAUCAACCUGCGCAACAGCAUGGACCCCACCGAUCCUCACAAGGCCGACAUCAACGUCGACCACCUCAAGUACUGCCUCUUCGCCUCCGCCGUCGGAUCGGCCGUGGGCAGCACGUUCCUGACGAUGUCGAUCGUGGAUUUUAUAAGGGUGAAAUUGGGGUCGCUGUCGUGCGGCGGGAAGCCGGUAUACGCGGUGGUGACGCUGCUGGUCUUCGUGGGGUCGGGGCUGCUGGUUUAUGUCAUCACUGCUGUUCGUGCUGCCUUCUUUGUGCAAAACCAACCCACUACUCAGGACAAUCUGCAGACCUAGAUAAUAUGUAUUGUUGAGAAUAAACCCCUUCAAAUGAAAAUGGAAUUAAAGUAUAUACAUAUUCACAUGUAUUUGCAA